Molecule: messenger RNA, 2363 nt
Organism: Durotheca rogersii
Lineage: Eukaryota; Fungi; Ascomycota; Sordariomycetes; Xylariales; Xylariaceae
Product: kinase-like protein
Exons: 1
Coding region: 20-2227 (735 amino acids)
Biological process (GO): protein phosphorylation
Molecular function (GO): ATP binding; protein kinase activity
Source: RefSeq, a predicted model, not a curated record
CCCGAAGCGGGGCUCUGGCAUGCUAGUUAGCAUAGUCAACCUCUCACCUAACAACAUGGCGACCCGGCAGAAUGCCGUCGAGGAUGCGAAGGAAAUGCAAGCAUCCGUUGCGCAGGACUGCGUCGAGUCUGGAAAAGAGCCGCCUCCCUAUCUUCUUUUGGAACUUAUCGGCAAGGGAAGCUUCGGUCGCGUCUACAAGGCCCGUGGCACCAAACCCGGUCAACUCGUUGCUGUCAAGAUCAUCAACAUCGAGAACGGGGAUGCGCUAGACCCUAGCGCGGACACAUUUAGUGAUAUUCUCAAGGAAAUUGAAACUCUGAAGCUCCUUGAUAGUGGUGGAGCGAAGAACGUAAAUACCGUGGUGGAUGCCCUCCUCGUUGGCCAUACUAUGUGGAUGGUCACAGAGUAUUGCGCUGGCGGGAGUGUUUCAACCUUGAUGAAGCCAAGAGGACGUUUACCAGAACAGUGGAUUAUUCCUAUUCUACGGGAAGUUGCCGAAGCUAUUUUCUGGGUUCAUAAGCAGGGCAUCAUCCAUCGGGAUAUCAAGUGUGCAAAUGUUCUUGUCACCGAAGUGGGCAGCGUGCAGCUCUGCGACUUCGGGGUCGCCGGGAUCAUUCAGAACAGCUUCGACAAGAGGAGUACCAUCACAGGUUCCUUACAUUGGAUGGCACCCGAACUCUUCAAUCCCGCCGUGAGGUACGGUACUGAGGUUGAUAUUUGGGCCUUUGGGUCGAUGGCCUAUGAGGUCGCCUCUGGGCUGCCCCCCAAUGCCGCGUUCAGGGAUAUCCCUCGGUUUGGCGCCUAUCUAAAGAACCACUGCCCUCGCCUUGAAGGUGACCAGUACUCUCCCGGACUGAAGAACCUGAUCGCCUGCUGCAUAGUCGAGGAUCCUUCUCAGCGCCCUCCUAUUGAGCAGCUCCAGCAGCAUCCUUAUAUCUACGGCACUGAGAUGGACUACCCGACUGAGUCGUUGUCUAGGCUUGUGCACGCCUAUAAGCUCUGGGAAGCUCAAGGAGGGAGUCGUACAUCCCUCUUUUCCCUAGGCGGUGCGCAAAGGGAGCCCACCUCCGAUUUGCCUUCGCUUAUUUCUGAUGAGUGGAAUUUUAGCACUCUAGACGAUCUGGGUCAGCUUGCCAUUCCGGAUUCACUUCAGUCUGUGCUCGAGGCCUACGACACUAAUGUCGAUGUUCGGACCAAGCCUUCAAAUCCUUAUCCCCGUCGGCGAAAACCGCCACCGCCAAAUAUCAAAAUGCCAGUAGCCCCGUUACAAAGGCUUUUCGACCCAAAUACCACGUCCAAUUAUCAGGAUAACGCUCGUGAUUUCUACGCGAGGGGACCGAUGACGUCUGAGCUUCCACUUCGUGAUGGCACUCAAAAUGUUCGAGAAUCCCUCAUCGACUUAGACGCCGCUCUAGGUGACGUCGUACCUCAAUCUGCAGAUCUGUCAACCGUCAGACCCUUGACUAGGUCCCUCUCAAGCGACCUGACAGAUGCAGGUCGUCGCCGGACCUUGGAUUGGACCUUUCCAACGGAAGCGCCUGUCUCAGCGACCCCCGGAUUCCAGCAUAGCCCUGAUCCUGUCAACAGUGACGGGGAACCUACCCUAACUCAAGCUCAGAGAGGUCUGGUUGCCGAAUUCCCCCCCGACAAAAUGGCAUCGGACAACCGUGCGUCCGCUUUUAGCAUUAUCGAUCUUGAUGCUAGUCUACCUGAUGAUUUGCGAGAGACCUCCCGGCCAUCUACGGCGGACUCAGAUACUCCAUCUGACAUAUGGCGUACACCCUUUGAUCUCGAGAAGCAUACGCCUAAGCCGUAUCCAUCAGCCGUGAGAGAACCGUCUAUUUACAUUGGCGAUGGCGAUUUUAGCGUCAGCACAGCUGUCGAUGUGCCAGAGGAGCCAAGCCAGACCAUGAUCUACAGCACUCGCCAAACCAGCCAGCACCAUCUACCGGCUAUCGACAGCGAGCGUGAUGAACCAUCCGAAAUCUCAGGGGAGAGCAUCAAUGUCAGACAAGAUAGGCCUGCAGCGGUGCAGUUACCACCCCUACCGGAACCGCCAACAGCGGGAGUAAUGCAAGGGACCGAGGCUGGAGAAGAUGUCAAGGGUGAGCUGUUGCGGCUGAUCUCCAGUUUCAAGGAUCAUUUAGGGUCUACAAGGGACUUUCUGGAGACCCUGCCAGUUCGCAGCGGACAUGUUGUUCAGAGGCCCCCCAAUAGUCCAGAAUGACGGGGUAUUCGUAUUGAGCUCAAAUAUUGUUAUUAUUGGAUAGAUUAAAGACUGGAUAGCUGGGAGCGUGGUGUAUAAGAUGAAAUGAAUACCUAUAUGGAGAUAAAUGUCAACCUAUAAAUAAACCAAAAGCAAC